AUGGCUCAUAUAUACCUAGCUACCGGUUUACUGACAACUCUUUCGCUCAUAUCAGGAGGGUGCGCUGCACCUGUGUCACUAAAUAUCGUUGGGCGCGAUGUAGCACUUCUUGCAAACUACGACUAUAUUGUAGUCAGAGGCGGUACGAGUGGGCUUACUGUUGCUAACAGACUAACUAAAGAUGCAGAUAAAACCGUCCUCGUCAUUGAAUCUGGAAACCUCGACGAUCAAGAAGACGGCGUCCUGGUUCCCGGGCUCGCAGGUGGUACCGGGAAAAAAUACAUGUACAACAUGACCUGCGAGCCCCAGCCUGGUAUUAAUAACCGCACCUACAGCUUUCUCGCUGCACACGUUGUUGGCGGCGGGACUGUUGUAAAUGGUCAAGCUUUUGAUAGAGGGUCAAGAGGUGACUAUGAUUUGUGGGAAGCUUUGGGAAAUCCAGGGUGGGGAUGGGAAGGGCCACUUCCGUACUUCAAGAAGAGUGAGACCUUUACGCCCUCGCCGCCCGAGAUUGUAAAGGAAUGA
Molecule: messenger RNA, 525 nt
Organism: Morchella sextelata
Lineage: Eukaryota; Fungi; Ascomycota; Pezizomycetes; Pezizales; Morchellaceae
Exons: 4
Coding region: 1-525 (174 amino acids)
Biological process (GO): secondary metabolite biosynthetic process
Molecular function (GO): oxidoreductase activity, acting on CH-OH group of donors; flavin adenine dinucleotide binding
Source: RefSeq, a predicted model, not a curated record